Messenger RNA from Lotus japonicus, 495 nucleotides. Its product is annotated as zinc finger CCCH domain-containing protein 44-like. Bases 70 to 495 code for a protein of 141 amino acids. The transcript is spliced from 4 exons. The record is from RefSeq and is a predicted model, not a curated record. NCBI's taxonomy places the organism in Eukaryota, Viridiplantae, Streptophyta, Magnoliopsida, Fabales, Fabaceae.
UAAUUAUUAUUGUGAUCUUUUUCCUUCAAUUCAGGUGAAAGAAACUCAUUGUGGCCGGUCACAAUCACAAUGGCUAACAACACAGGAAACGACGCCAAGGGAAAAUUUCCCGAAAAAGAAGAGAUUGAGGACGUGUGUUUUGUCUGCAAGGAUGGUGGUAAACUCAUUGUGUGUGAUUACGAGAACUGUGGAAAAGUUUAUCACCCUGAUUGUCUUAAUAAGGAGGAUUCUUUUUUUGACAAUGUGGACUACUGGGUUUGUGACAGGCAUUAUUGUUGCGACUGCAAAAAAACCCCAGAGUUUUAUUGCCUUGGCUGUCCAAAAUCCAUGUGCAGAAAGUGUUUUGGUGAUUCGGAUUUCCUUAUUCUUAAAGGGAUAAAAGGGCUGUGCUUCUAUUGUUUCCAGCAGGUUGAGAUUAUACUAUUUAAUUUGGAAUAUGACGCAUACGGGGGAAUAUUACAACAAAGAAAAUAUAGUGCAUGUUUGGAAAGCUAA